Molecule: messenger RNA, 1204 nt
Organism: Durio zibethinus
Lineage: Eukaryota; Viridiplantae; Streptophyta; Magnoliopsida; Malvales; Malvaceae
Molecular function (GO): acid phosphatase activity
Source: RefSeq, a predicted model, not a curated record
AUAUGCUACGAUAUAGAUUUGGGUCCAUUGGCAACCACCUCUCGACUCGCCAAAUCCAAAAGUGCAAGGUCUCUCUGUGUUUUCUCUCGUUUGUCAUAAUUUCAAGUUUUCAACCCACAGAGAGAGAAGAGAAGCGAAAGGAUGGGAGAAGAGAGAGUGAAAGAGGAGGCCAUGCGGAUUAUUGGGAUGUUCCAAGUUCUUCCUCGUUUGGUCGUUUUCGAUCUUGAUCACACUCUCUGGCCUUUCUACUGUGAGUGUCGCUCCAAACGCGAAAUGCCGUCUUUAUACCCCCAUGCUAAAGGCAUAUUAUCUGCACUCAAGGACAAGGGGAUUGAUCUAGCUAUUGCCUCUAGGUCUCCGACCUCAGAUAUAGCAAACACAUUCCUUGACAAAUUGAGCAUCAAGACUAUGUUUGUUACCAAGGAGAUUUUUUCAAGCUGGACACACAAGACAGAUCAUUUCCAGAGAAUUCACUCAAGGACUGGGAUUCCCUACAACUCAAUGCUCUUUUUUGAUGAUGAGAAUAGGAACAUACAAGCUGUCUCCAAGAUGGGAGUGACGAGUAUAUAUGUGGAUAAGGGGGUUAAUCUCGGAGCAUUGAGACAAGGUUUAACAGAAUUCACUGAAAAUCGGAAUGCAUCUGAGAAGAACAAGCAGAAAUGGCUAAAAAAAUACUGUCAGAAUUCAAAUUCAUCUGAGAACAUCAACCAGAAAUGAAUGUUCUUAUAUGAUUGUCCUUGGUCUACAGUAUUAUAAUUCAGGAUUAUUUUCCAAAAUUGUGUGGAUAUUUUUUGAACCCACAUUCAGUUUAUAAAUUAAGAUGUUCUUUAUAUAUAUAUAUAUAAUUACUGAAUGUUGCUUUUUAAAGUACUUCUGUCAGAUGAUUCUCCUAGCGAUUCAGUAGAGUAUCAAUGUAUCAAAAAUUUCAGAGAACAUCCCACACAAAUGUUGUGCAGUAACAUUUCUUCUGGGGAGCUCAUUAACCAUCUGGAGCCAUUCAGCCAUUCUCAUUGUUUGGGAAUGAAAGUUUAUUGCUUCUGUUUCCUUUUCAUUUUAUGAAUAUUGAUUUUUCUGUGUCUACUGAACUUUUCAAUGAUGUAUAUGACAAUUUCCAUGGUUAUUCCAUUAACCAUCAUGAUCAGAACCAAUGGUCAGUUUUCCAAUCUAAAUUUGCAAAUUCCACCCUCACCCUGUUGAAAACGAA